Messenger RNA from Medioppia subpectinata, 2622 nucleotides. NCBI's taxonomy places the organism in Eukaryota, Metazoa, Arthropoda, Arachnida, Sarcoptiformes, Oppiidae. The record is from the annotation of a GenBank genome assembly.
AUGGGUUCGCCGUCGACCGCAGCGGACCCGAUGGCCGCCACUUCUUCGGGACCGCAACUUCUGGAGUUUGAGAGAGAGAUGCUAUUGAAUGUGUUGAACGAUAACUCGCUGACCAUCGCAUCCAAAGGCAUAGCCGUCGACCGAUUGUUGCUUCACUUGACACAGACCUACUCCGAGCGGACACAACUGGUUCUGGUUAUCGGCACUAAUGCUGAACUCGAGGACUACAUUAUGACAGCGCUGUCGGCGCCCGACAGCCCGAUGGCUGUCACUCAACCGCCCAGACGUUUGACUGCCGACAGCUGUUCCGCUGCCGAUCGUCACGAGGUCUACAUGAGUGGUGGCGUUAUCUUCAUUACGGCCCGCAUUCUUGUGGUCGAUAUGUUGACCGCCGGGAGAGUGCCCUUUGAGUUGAUCUCCGGUCUUAUUGUAUACAACGCCCACACGAUUGUCACGGACUGUCUUCAGGCGUUUAUCGUACGCCUGUAUCGCAUGAACAAUAAGACUGGUUUCGUGACCGCACUCUCGCAGACGAGUAACGCAUUCAUCGGACAGUUCGGCAAAUUGGACAGAACUAUGCGAUACCUCUUCGCCACAAAACUCUAUCUGUGGCCGCGAUUUCACGCGGCGAUCACCGACUCAUUGGGCGCCCGCACGGCUCCCAAUGUGAUCGAAAUACGACUCUCGAUGACACCGUUGAUGAAGAAGAUCCAGUUCUCGCUGAUGGACUUGAUCUCCAUGUGUAUCAAAGAGUUGACAAACUCUAACACCAGUUUCCUAUAUGACUGCGAAGAGCUGAACGCAAUGAAUGUCAUUUCAUUGAACUUUAAUUCAAUGGUCAAAAGACAGUUCGAUCCGAUUUGGUAUCAGUUGAGCGCGAAGUCCAGACGUAUGGUAUCGGACAUCAAACUCUUGAAGCAAUUGCUGUUCAAUUUGACUCAAUACGAUUCGGUCACGUUUUACCACGAGAUCAAAGCUAUUCGACAGAGUGUUGUGUUGAACGCCGACACUUCCGAUUGGCUCUUUUGGGAGCCGUCGGAGACCCUCUUCACGGUAUCCAAAGAGAGACUUUACUCACAAAAGAAUGGCAAACAGAUCAUAGACAUUGAGGUGAAUCCCAAGUGGAAUGCCUUUUAUGAAGUGAUCCAAGAGAUCAAGAAUGAGACUCAAAAUGACAGCCAAACGGUUGAUGUGAUAGUGAUUGUGGAGAACAUGAAUACCGCCGAAAGUCUGGAGAAGUUUCGCGACAAAGGCGUCGACACUGUAUUACAAGAGUUGCACCAAAAAUGUGAACUUCUAUUGAAUGGUAAAAGUGAGACAAAAACGAGAGAUAAGCCGAAGAAAGCGCCAGAAAAGGAGGAAAACGUGCAAACAUUGACACAAAUGUUGAAGUCAUACGAGAAAUGUGAGGAGAGUUUUACGGCUGAACGCAAACUAGAACUCCAUUAUCACGAUUGGCACCAAAAGGGCGUCCAUUUGAUGAAUAUGUUGACUGUUUUGCGGCCAAAAUACGUGAUACUAUACGAUCCCGAUAUGCAAAGCAUCCGACAUAUAGAGUCCUAUCAGGGGUUGUAUUUAUCGCCCGAAGCCGUCAAAGUAUACUUCUUUCUGUACGACGGGUCCGCCGAAGAGCAACGAUAUCUCAAGAAUUUACACAUUGAAAAGGAGGCGUUUGAGGCCCUCAUUAAGACUAAAGCCUCGCUCGUCAUACCGUCCGAUAGGGAUGGCAAGAGUGACACACAUCCAGACCUGAUCCGCGGCAAUGACGACUGUUUUGUCUUAGAAUCCAAUUCACGGAUAGGCGGCGGACAGACGCAAGCGUCGCAAGAGAUGCCAACGAAACGGAUUAUUAUAGAUAUGCGUGAGUUUCGGUCCGAUUUGCCGACACUUAUACACAAACGCGGUAUAGAUAUAGAGCCCAUCACUAUAGAGAUCGGCGAUUAUAUACUGACACCCGAAACAUGUGUUGAACGCAAAUCUGUGAGCGAUUUGAUCGGUUCGCUAAACUCUGGCCGUCUCUACACACAGACAGAAGUGAUGUGCCGUUACUAUAAGCGACCGCUUCUUCUCAUUGAAUUUGACGAUCAAAAGUCGUUUAACUUUAAGGGCAAGUAUUGGGGACAACACGCGGCCAUCAGUGGCUCUUCCCAUUGUAGUCGGCCGAGCGUUUUGUCACAAUUAGUUGUUCUGACCAUUCAUUUCCCAUUACUCCGAUUGCUUUGGUCUCCGUCUCCGCACUUCAGCGCCGAAGUGUUUGAAUACCUGAAACAGGAUAAGGAAGAGCCCGACCAGAAGGCAGUGUUGGCCAAAACCAAUCAACAGUUGCCCACCGAAUACGUGAUCGACAAAUACGACAUCGAGACCAAAGAGUUUCUGCUGUGUUUGCCCGGCGUUAACAUCAUUAACGUGUAUUCCAUCAUGAAUUCGGUCAAAUGUAUCGCCCAUUUGAUCGAAUUGAGUGUCGAAGAGUUGACCGAAAUUAUGGGCAAUUCUAUGGCCGCCGAACAGCUGUUUAAGAGUCUGCACAACAAAGUUGUCGACCGAACCAAUGAAGACAUCAAUCGAUUGAAAGAGGAGAAGAAAGCCAAACGCUUUGCACACAAGAAACCCAAAACUAAUUGA